Molecule: messenger RNA, 1284 nt
Organism: Cyphomyrmex costatus
Lineage: Eukaryota; Metazoa; Arthropoda; Insecta; Hymenoptera; Formicidae
Product: gustatory receptor for sugar taste 64f
Exons: 10
Coding region: 1-1284 (427 amino acids)
Biological process (GO): detection of chemical stimulus involved in sensory perception of taste; sensory perception of sweet taste
Cellular component (GO): membrane
Molecular function (GO): sweet taste receptor activity
Source: RefSeq, a predicted model, not a curated record
AUGAAGUCCGACGUGGCGUUGCCCGAAAUGCUGGUUUCCGUUGUGCCCCCGUCGGACACUUUCAAUCCUUCCACCGAUAGUCUGCACGCAGCCAUGAGACCGAUCAUUUUACUGGCCCAAUGCUUUUCUAUACUUCCAGUGUGCGGUAUCAAUAAGCCGGAUGCCUCGUAUCUUCGAUUUACAUGGUACAACCCGAAAGUCUUUUACGCGAUAAUCGUUAUUCUGGGAACGUUUCUCGUGACACUUGCCAAUAUUCAUCGUUUGGUCACUUCGGGGAUAGAUUCUACAAAAAUGACGACUUUCGUUUUCUUUGCUACGGCUAUGAUGACCGCUGUUAUGUUUAUACGAUUGGCAAUUCACUGGCCUUGCCUGGCAUUAACUUGGGAAAAACUGGAACGUGAAUUCACCUCGAGACAUCGGCGGAUUUCGAAGACCACUCUUGCAACUCGUUUCAAAAUCGUAACCUUUGUUGUUAUGUUGCUCGCAUUAGGGGAACAUACUGCCGCGGUGAUGGCUGCGUAUACCAGUGCAUUAGAAUGCGCAGCGUAUCGCGGUGACGAGGAUAUUAUUGGUACUUAUUUCAUAUCGCAAUUUCCUCAGAUCUUCACAAAAUGGUCCUACAGUCAUUGGAAAGGGAUCGUGAUUGAAAUUUUAAAUAUCCUUAGCACAUUUGCAUGGAAUUUCGUCGAUCUGUUUCUUAUUCUUAUCAGCGUAGCUUUGGCGGAUCAAUUCAGACAGCUGAACAGCCGCCUCUUUUCGAUACGGGGAAAGGCGAUGCCGGAGUGGUGGUGGGCCGAAGCCAGGAAUGACUAUAAUCACUUGGCGACUCUUACGCGUAGAGUGGAUACUCACAUCUCGAGCAUCGUGCUUCUGUCCUUUGCUAUAGACUUGUACUUCAUCUGUAUGCAAUUGCUGUUUUCCUUCAAUCCAAUACGCGGUAUCGUACGGAAAAUCUACUUUUGCUAUUCCUUCGGCUUUCUCUUGGCGAGAACAACGGCGGUAUCCUUGUACGCGGCUUCCAUUCACGAUGAAUCUCGUCUGCCGGCACCGAUUUUGUAUAGCGUCACUAGUUCUGGUUACAGCAAUGAGGUCUCAAGAUUUUUGAUGCAAGUAACAACGGAUAAUAUUAGCUUGACGGGAAUGAAGUUUUUUUCCGUGACAAGAGGCCUUGUGUUAACCGUUGCAGGAACUAUCGUGACUUAUGAACUUGUUCUGGUACAGUUCAACUCCGUCCAGCAAGUGGACCAGUCGAAUAAUAUAACGAAUGCUUGCGAGGUGAGGUAG